UUGAGGUUAGCGAGACUUAACUCGCACAAAAUAUCUUCAUUUAUUUUCUGUAGUAACCGAACUCCUCUUGAGAGCAAAGCUAAUAUCUUUCAAGUGAUAUAAACUGCCAAGUUAAGACAGCAUAUGAUCUUCUUGGUCUUAAUAUCCUGCAUAAGACAACCAUCAGCGGUGAUGAGAGCAAAACAAUCAAGUUUCAUGGUGAUUUGGCUAACGGAUAAAAAUUUAUAGGACAAAAAAUUUGGGGUGAAAAGGCAAUUUGCAGAGAGGGAAAGAGCAAUCGAGCCUUCACAAUCCACAUGAACAAAGUCACUAUUAGCAAGUUUAAUUUGAGUAUGUGUGGUCAGGUUAUUAUACAAGAUAUCAUGGGUGUCCAAGGUCAUAGAAUUGGUUGCCCCGCAAUCAAAUAUCCAAGAAGGGAGAGGAUUUGAAUUGUUGGGCUAAUUGAUAGGUUUAUGGGAGCUAUGGUGGGUUUGGUUUUUUGACAGGUUUGUGGGAUGAUUUUUAAUCUUUUAUUCGAUUUUGGGGUAUGGGAAUGUAGAUCUUGUGGAGUUGGGGUGGAAUUCAAAGACUCUUGGUUUGCUAGGUUACAAGCCAAAGAGUGAAAUCGGUUGGUAAUUUUGAUGGGUGGUGUUGCCGGAUGGAUAACGGAGCGCUAGUGAGGUGGGGACGAAACAUUUUGGGCAAUACUCAUACAUGGCCAAGACAACGUACCUUGCCCUUCAGUGUCGAUGUUGUCUUCUGGUUUUGCAAUGGCCUUGAGUGGUGAAGGGUGAAUAGAAAGUUGUGCCUUAUCGCCAAGCUAGGGGAUCGGUCCUUUGGCAGCGGCUCAUCGCUUUUUCAGAUCAUUCCAAUGCUAGGGGUACCAAUUAGCUUAAAGCAACCUUCCUUAGUGAUGUGAGAGCCACUACAGUGGCCACAAGUCAAGUUCAUGGCGAAAUGAGGAUGAUUAUGACCGAUGAUGAUGCGCUAGUCAUUAUGUUGCACCGUGAAAGUUCAUGGCGAAAUGUGUCAAAAGCUUUAUCGAGAGUGGGUAAGGAGUCAGAAUAUCGCGACGCUCUUUGUCAAGAGUGUCGUUGAUGCCGGAAAGAUAAAAAAGUGUCCAUUUUGGACAUUAGUGUUAUGGAUAGUGAUGUCCUCCGUAUACUUUAUCAGAUUAGGCAUCCGACGGUCAAUUUCUCUCAAUAAGGUUUGAAAUUUUACAGUAAAAUAAAAAACUUCAAAGGAGUCUUGGUUUUGAUCGAGGGAUGCCACUUUAAUGCUCAAAUCAAAAUUUUGGAGUUCAUCCCUUCCACUACUUAGUAGGGUUUCAAUUCCUUUUCAUAAAUCUCAAGCAGAGGUAUAGUCUAUAAAUUGGUUCACAAGACUAAACCCAAUAUUAAUCAUGAGCCAAGAGAGCACAGGUUAUCUUGUUGUUUUCAUUGCGAAUAUGUAGGAUCGGUGGAGGCCGAGGAGGACAGUGAUGUGUGAAAGUUGCUCCUGACCUUCAAGGGUGGUGGCAUUAAUCGAUACCAUUUGAUGUAGUUUUUAUAGGUCAAUUUAUCUUCUUUUAAUUUGGUAGGUGGGGGGAUGGUGGUGGUGGGGUAUUUUUACCCAAUCCUUAAAUUUCGCCACCCUUUUCAUUUUAUCGCCACCCUAAGGAAAUUACGUAUGUGCCCCUGGAUUUUUAAAAAAUUACGAUUUUGCCAUUGAACUUAAAAUUUCCUAUAUAUACCACAAUCUCACUAAAAUUUUUCUUACCACACUUAAAAACCAACUUACAAAAGCAAAUUGUUGGAGAAAAAACUAAGUUCAAUCCGCAAACAAUUAAUCGAGUCUAGCAGCAUCCAGACUAAAUGGGGGGGGGGGAUCUAGUGAUGAUGAUAAUGAUGCUGAUGAUGUUCAAUACAAAGCUCCUGAUUCUCGCCCAUUGGACUGGACUGUUAUUCGGGGACCCGACGGGAGAUUCGCACGUGGCGGCCCUUGUUCUUCUGCCGCAUCUAAGCGCGCAGGUUGUAGUUUCGUCGAUAAUGAGCCGCCACGAGAGAGCAGGCCCUCACAGUCCGCUAACACGGACUGGUUAGUCACAUCGCCCCAGCCCGGGGGGCCGACAGAUACGCGACUGAUCCCUAGCUAUGGCGGGCACAUAGCUAAACUUAUUUUCGACGGCUCCGAGCAUACGCCUCCGAUUCUGGUUUGCCGUAUUAGGAAGAGGCAGUGGAGUACAUCAUCCGACUGAGGGAUACGAACACCAUCCACAUGCCAUGGGGGGAAAUGACGAUUAUGUUGCACGACGUGCAACGCAUACUAGGCAUUUCUAUUGAAGGUUCUUUGCCGGCUGAGCCUUCUAAGGUGGAGUGGUAGGUCAGUAUCACCAAUCUGUUCGGGGAGCCUAUGUCUGAGCUUCGGCGUAGAGGUGCGUUCAGCUGCGGUUGUGUGAACGUUGCUGAACUGAUGCAGCUGUGUCAUAGGUCCCAGACCAUGGAUACCCAUACGACAGCGUACUACAUGGCUAUCGUCGGCUCUACCUUGCUGGCGGAUAAGAUCAGAAUUGGCAUGCGACCUCACCCGAUACUUGCCGUGAACGUCGAUCAGCAGGAGGUGGCCUGGGGUGCGGUGACCUUGGUGUACUUGUAUAGGCAGCUCGGAAUGGCAUCUAGGGCCGGUUGCAAGACCAUUGCGGGCUGCCUCACAUUUUUCCAGACAUGGAUCUAUGAGUACUUUUCCACUUUCCGCCCUCAUCCUCGCCGAGAAGAUGUGCCAAACAUGACUAGAGCGGAGAUUUGGUCAACGAAGAAACCAUGUCGUGAGGUGGACAGGCUGAGGGACUGCCGUAGGGUUCUUGACUCAAUGACGGAGACUCAGGUGGAAUGGACUCUGUACAAUUCUACUCCUAGUGCGUUACUGAAUGAGCACCCACGCACCACUAUCAUAGGGGGUAUCACGUGCUUUGUUAUCGUCGAGGUGUAUUUGCCGGAGCGGACAUUGCGACAAAUCGGGUUCAUGCAGGCUAUUCACCCCGAACCUAUGAGACCAGCCAAGGCUCUCUGACCGGCACACGGUACCUACUCCGUGACCUUUGCUUCUUCUGCUGUUUAUUUGGAGGCAUGGAGUAGAUUCCCCUUUAGUUCCCUCCUUGUUAAGCAGGGACUUUGUCGGACAUCUGUUCCAUCAGAAGCUGAACCUACUUACGUUGACUGGUUCAGAGUGUGCUCGCACCCGUUCAUAGCCCCCGACGAAUGCCCGACUUCCGGUCCUGGUCCUUCUCAGAGCAGAGCUGAAUACUUCCUCAAUGAAUGGCCCAGUCGAUUCGCUCCAGUGGCUAGACUACCUCCUUCGCUCGCGGAUAUGAACCCCCGUCAACGAUAUGCGUUAGAAAUAUACCUUAAUGAUUGUAGAGAUUUAUUUGUCGAAUGGCAAAUUUUUAAAGGGCAUAGCCCUUCAUAGUCUGUACUUAAACUAUUUUACAUUAAUGAUUGUAUUUAUUUUCGUCGAUGCUAUUUACAUCACAUUUAAUUCAUGAUUA
Molecule: messenger RNA, 3502 nt
Organism: Amaranthus tricolor (Joseph's coat)
Lineage: Eukaryota; Viridiplantae; Streptophyta; Magnoliopsida; Caryophyllales; Amaranthaceae
Product: protein MAINTENANCE OF MERISTEMS-like
Exons: 4
Coding region: 2371-3027 (218 amino acids)
Source: RefSeq, a predicted model, not a curated record